Stegastes partitus (bicolor damselfish) is the source of this 2963-nucleotide messenger RNA. It is a transcript of the gene ogfr, whose product is annotated as opioid growth factor receptor. Gene Ontology annotation, molecular function: opioid growth factor receptor activity. Bases 151 to 1830 code for a protein of 559 amino acids. Lineage: Eukaryota; Metazoa; Chordata; Actinopteri; Pomacentridae. The transcript is spliced from 7 exons. Gene Ontology annotation, cellular component: membrane. The record is from RefSeq and is a predicted model, not a curated record.
UGACGAUGGUAGGCUGGAAAGACGGAUGGUCAGGGCCGUCCCCGUCUAACCUGAACAUGCAAGUGUAACUAAUUCUUCCCCGGUUAUAGUGCUGAACCAGGUUGCGCGUGUAUUUAGCUUUAGGUGGUCAUUAAACCUUUAUUUGAAAUAAUGGAGGACGACUGUGUGUGUGAGUACGACUCGACCUGGGACACAGAGAGUGAUGGAGACGACCCGGCCGGAGAUAGCCAAACCCGUCGGUCAAGUCAAGACAAAAACAAAUCUGGUUGGGCUUUAGUGACGUGGCAUCAUACGCCCAGAAACAUGAGGGCAGCUAAGGACAUGCAGAACUACAGAAGAGGAUACCCAAAUCUCACAGAUGAUGAGUGUUCAGAGGACAAAAUGAACAAUCUGCAGUUCUAUCUGAAUAAAUUUCCCUCUGCUCCUGAUGAUGUCUACAUUGAAUCAUUUCUUAAAGAGUGGAAAAAUGACUACAAAAGACUGGAGAGGGUUCACUCAUACAUUCAGUGGCUGUUUCCGCUGCGAGAACCGGGGGUUAAUUACAUGGCUUCAGAACUCACCAAGAAGGAAAUUGAGGCCUUUAAGAAGAAUGAGGACGCCAAAAGGAGACUAGUCGAGUCCUAUGAACUCAUGUUGGGCUUCUAUGGCAUCCGUCUGGUCAACAAAGAGACGGGAGAAGUGAAACGUGCAGAAAAUUGGAAGGAGCGCUUUGGAAACCUAGAGCGGAAUAUGCACAACAACCUGCGGAUCACUCGCAUCCUGAAAAGCCUCGGAGAGCUGGGCUUUGAGCACUAUCAGGCUCCACUUGUACGCUUCUUUCUGGAGGAGACUCUGGUCAAGAAGACCCUCAGCAGCGUGAAACGCAGUGUGCUAGACUACUUCCUAUUUGCUGUACUCGACAAGCAGAAACGCCAGGAGCUUGUGCGCUUUGCUUACCUUCACUUUGAGCCAAAGGAUAAGUUUGUUUGGUGUCCCAGAAAGAUCCAGAAACAAUUCAGAAAGGCAGAGAAAAGAGCUGAUGCUGUUGGGAAUGGGGACGGAAAAGAUGACGUCUGUUCACGGGGUAAAAGCAAAGAUGGAGAAACAGCUGUGCAACAGAAAGAGGACGGACUGGAUAAUGUUGCAAAGCCUCAGAAAGGAACUGAUAAAACAGCAACUAAGGACAAAAGCAAACUCUCUGAGGCGUCCCCCGAGAAAAAAACAGAAGCCGAGGCUGUCGGAAAUGGAAGCGUGGAGACUGACGUUAAUAGUGAAAUUUUGGGUAAUGGAAACGACUCCGCAGAUGACGUUCAUGAGAUGGAUCAGUCACCAAGUCCCGACACUGCGACGACAAAAACCGAACCCUGUGCGGACAGCGAGCAGAAAUGUACCAACAACGUGAAGGACACCAUCCAAGAAGCGGACAACAUUAUGCAAACAGAUGGGGACAUAGAAACUGAAAAACCGCCGAAGAAGAAGAGAGAAGAUAACAAGGUGCUGCCAAGCAAUGGCUCCACUGGGGACUUAGCCAGCGGGCAGAUGGAGGAAAAAGCUGUUGCUAAUAAAGCCACUGGUCAAACGAGCCCAUCAGUGCAAACUCCUCUUAAGACUUCAAAACACUCACCCUCUCUGUCUUCAGAAAGGGAGGAAAAAAUCCCAAGGACUGAUUUCAAUCAAGUGCCAGAUAAAAAGGAAGAAGAGGAAACGUCACAGGAAAAUGUGUCGGCAACAAAUGGGUCACUGGUGAAAGCCGACAAAGGUGCGGACCAACAGACAAACGGGAAGGAGUCGGAGGAUAUCGAUAUGGAAUCAAACCCCUCGAGCUCAGACCAAAACGUGGGGAAUUCAUGAGCAAACUGAGUGACUAAAGAAAAUACAUAUGAACUUAAAUGUAAUAUAGGGACAGAGUAUGACUUAAAAAGACUUCCUAGGCCUUAUUUCUACUAUAUUUGAUGUUAAGGUAUUGAUUCUUUUUACUUUGAAGGAGUAUGUGAAUUGGUUAAGUCACCAAAUGUGGGACUGGAUAAGACUCUACAUGGCCAUCAGACAAUAUGAAAUAAGACUUGUGGUGUUCCAUAUUUUGGUCCAAAAAUCCAAAUGAAAAUGACCAAAAGUGUGUGCUUAAUACUUUCAGACGUCCUCCAUCCUGUCUGUGGCACCAUACCCAAAGAAAAGGUGUAGUUUUACAGCUGUGAGGUAAAUGAUGAGUUAAUUGUUGGUUUUGGUCAUUUUCAUUAGAUUUGUAGACAAAUAAGAAAAAUACAGAAUAUUGCCUAACUUGUCUAUCAUGGCAGUAAUGAUGAAGACUGUCAGCAGCAGAUAUAAAAUAUCUCUACAAAGUACAUGCAGCACUAUUAAUAAUGUGUAUCAAUGAAAUGAAGGUUUCCGCAUUUUUAACACCUUAGUACUUUGACAUUUGAGGAUCUUUUGUUUUUUUUUCUUUGCACUGAGAAAUUCGUUGGAAGAGCUUCUUUUUUUGUCUCUCUGAGCUGUUUUUGUGUGGGUAAAAGCAUUCUGUGCUGGUUUGUUUGUUUUCUCUGCUGGACCCUGCUGUUCAAAUGGAAUUAAGACUGAAUGUCAUUUAAGUUAUAUUUCAAUAAUGUUGCACAGUCUGUAUGUUUUCAUGCAGAUUUGGGAAGUAGACUUUUUGAACAACUGAAAGCCUUGCCAAAAAAAAAUAAAAAAAAUGUGAUAAGACUGGUUGAUUGUACGACGUGUGUGUCAUCUUGGCAGAACUGAUAAAGCUUUGGCUAUAAUUUAAUGUCAACUGUAUGUUCAUUUGAAUUUGGUGCAGUCCAUGGAUGUUUCCAAGCCGGGGUGAUUUUAUUGAUUCAUCUUUUGAUAUUUGCACUUAAUUUUCACUAUUAAUUGUUGAACUUACUGUACUUACCUAAUGAAAUGGUAAUAACUUUAUAUAUGACGUUUUCCCCCCGACUACAAACCUGGCUGUUAACGAAGCAGAAUAAAGUUAUGCUAUUUUCUGA